Alligator mississippiensis (American alligator) is the source of this 4492-nucleotide messenger RNA. It is a transcript of the gene TRAPPC9, whose product is annotated as trafficking protein particle complex subunit 9. NCBI's taxonomy places the organism in Eukaryota, Metazoa, Chordata, Crocodylia, Alligatoridae. The record is from RefSeq and is a predicted model, not a curated record. The coding region runs from base 439 to 3981 and encodes 1180 amino acids. The transcript is spliced from 24 exons. Gene Ontology annotation, cellular component: trans-Golgi network.
GCAGAUAUACUGUGAUAGGUGAUGGUAUUGUGCUGUUUUGUAACAGCUGAUAGAAGCUGACUACAGGUAACAUCUCUAAUGCAUGUUCAACAGGGAGCCAACAUCUUUCUCAAAACUUGGUGAUGGACCCUAAACUGCUAAAAUUCAGAAAGUAGUUUCUCAAAAUACCAUUCUCAUGAUAGAACAAAGCUGGCUAUUUUCCUGCGUCUUGUGCUUGGAGCAUCAGGAUCUGGAUUGUUCUGCUGAAUGAUAGAAGUCAGGUACUGUUGGUUAGUGGAAGUCUCUUCUCUGCUUUUCCGUCUCCAAGCGUUCUAAGGAUGAACCUAUACGGCUCCUGUUGUGGGUCUUUGAUACUCAUUUGGGAGAUGAGGGCUUCUACCAAAUUAAGAUGAGACGGAACAAAAUGCACCAUUCUGCAAAGACUGCAGUUGAUGCAAAAUGAGUGUCCCAGACUAUAUGCAGUGUGCUGAAGACCAUCAGACUCUCCUGGUUGUGGUCCAGCCAGUUGGGAUUGUUCCAGAGGAGAACUUUUUCCAGAUCUACAAACGAAUAUCAUCAGUGAAUCAGAUUAAUGUCCGUGACUCCCAGCGUGUGUUGUAUAUCCGCUAUCGGCAUCACUACCCUCCGGAGAACAAUGAAUGGGGGGAUUUUCAGACGCAUCGGAAAGUUGUUGGGCUCAUAACCAUAACAGACUGUUGUUCAGCAAUGGAUUGGCCUCAGACCUUUGAAAAAUUCCAUCUUCAGAAGGAAAUAUACGGUUCUACACUCUAUGACUCCAGACUGUUUGUCUUUGGGCUUCAGGGAGAGAUUGCAGAGCAGUCCCGCACAGAUGUGGCAUUUUACCCUAGUUAUGAUGACUGUGAAACCGUGGAGAAGAGAAUAGAAGAUUUUAUUGAAUCUCUCUUCAUUGUAUUGGAAUCCAAGCGGCUUGACAGGGCCACCGAUAAGUCUGGAGACAAGAUCCCUCUUCUGUGUGUACCUUUUGAAAAGAAGGAUUUUGUAGGUCUGGACACUGAUAGUAGACAUUAUAAGAAACGUUGUCAAGGUCGGAUGCGGAAACACGUUGGUGACCUAUGUCUCCAAGCUGGGAUGUUACAGGAUUCCUUGGUACAUUAUCAUAUGGCUGUGGAACUUCUGCGGUCUGUAAAUGACUUUUUGUGGCUUGGAGCUGCUCUUGAAGGAUUAUGCUCAGCAUCCGUUAUCUAUCACUACCCUGGUGGCACAGGAGGUAAAGCUGGGGCUCGUAGGGCACAAGGUAGUUCACUUCCUUCUGAGGCAGGCAACAGACACAGACCAGGGGCACAAGAAGUUCUCAUUGAUCCAGGUGCCCUUACUUCAAAUGGCAUAAAUGCUGAUACCAGUGCUGAAAUAGGUCGUGCCAAGAACUGCCUUAGCCCUGAAGACAUCAUCGAUAAAUAUAAAGAAGCCAUUUCUUACUAUAGCAAGUAUAAGAAUGCUGGUGUGAUUGAGCUGGAAGCCUGUGUGAAGGCAGUGAGAGUCUUGGCAAUACAGAAACGAAGCAUGGAAGCUUCUGAGCUUCUUCAGGGUGCAGUUUAUAUCAACCUUCGUCAGACCAAGUCACAAAAAAACCUGGAGGAGGAGGACCCACCCGCCUUAACAGUUUUUCAGAGACUUGACCAGGAUGGAAUAGGAUUGCAGCUUUCUGAAGAGGAAAAAAUUCAGCGUUACAGCAUUCUUUCUGAGCUAUAUGAACGUAUUGGUUUUCACCGAAAGUCCGCUUUCUUCAAACGUAUAGCAGCAAUGCAGUGUGUGGCACCCAGCAUACCAGAGCCUGGUUGGAGGGCCUGUUACAAAUUGCUUUUGGAAACGCUUCCUGGUUACAGUCUGUCUUUGGAUCCUAAGGACUUCAGCAAAGGAACUCAUAGAGGAUGGGCUGCUGUGCAAAUGCGUUUACUUCACGAGUUGGUCUAUGCCUCUAGAAGAAUGGGGAAUCCAGCUCUUUCUGUCCGACAUCUGUCCUUCCUUCUCCAAACCAUGCUAGAUUUUCUCUCUGAUCAAGAAAAGAAAGAUGUAACCCAGAGUUUGGAAAACUAUACCUCAAAAUGUCCUGGCACAAUGGAGUUGAUCACACUUCCAGAUGGUUUGAAAUUGCCCCCUGUUCCAUUCACCAAACUGCCUAUUGUAAGAUCUGUGAAACUCUUGAACCUUCCUGUCAGCCUUCGGCCCCAGAAAAUGAAAAGUUUGUUGGGUCAGAACAUGUCAACCAAAAGUCCUUUUAUAUAUUCUCCAAUUAUUGCGCACAACCGUGGAGAGGAAAGAAGUAAGAAAAUAGACUUCCAGUGGGUCCAAGGAGACGUAUGUGAAGUUCAGCUGAUGGUGUAUAACCCGAUGCCAUUUGAACUACGAGUAGAAAACAUGGGUCUCCUGACAGCUGGAGUAGAAUUUGAAUCUCUUCCUGCUGCUCUUUCUCUUCCUGCUGAAUCUGGGCUCUAUCCAGUGACUCUUGUUGGUGUUCCUCAAACCACUGGGCAGAUCACUAUUAAUGGAUAUCACACUUCAGUCUUUGGAGUCUUCAGCGAUUGCCUUUUGGAUAAUCUGCCAGGAUUGAAGACUAAUGGAUGUACGGUAGAAGUCAUUCCAGCUUUGCCAAGGCUUCAGAUCAGUACUUCUUUGCCCAGGUCUGCUCACACACUUCAGCCUUCUUCAGGGGAUGAAAUCUCCACCAAUGUGUCUGUCCAGCUUUAUAAUGGGGAGACACAGCAACUUGUCAUUAAAUUAGAAAAUAUUGGAACAGAACCUUUGGAGAAACUGGAAGUCACAGCAAAAACCCUCAGUACUAAAGAAAAGCUGUAUGGCGAUUUCCUCAGUUGGAAGCUAGAAGACACCCUUGCCCAGUUCCCUCUAAAACCAGGGAAGAUUGCAACGUUUAUUGUAAACAUUAAAGUGAAGCUGGACUUCUCCUGUCAGGAAAAUCUUCUGCAAGACCUUGAUGAUGGGAUCAGUGUUAGCGGACUUCCGCUUUCCAGCCCUUUUCGACAAAUUGUCAAACCACGAGUAGAAAGUAAGCCUAUCAAUCCUCCUGAAAGCAGCAAAGCUGGUGACUUCAGUCACGUAAAGACACUGGAAGCCAUUUUGAACUUUAAAUACUCAGGGGGACCAGGACAUGUUGAAGGCUACUAUAGGAACCUGUCACUGGGCCUUCAUGUGGAAGUGGAGCCAUCUGUCUUCUUUACACGUGUCAGUACCCUUCCUGCAACAAGCACACGGCAAUGCCACCUCCUCCUUGAUGUUUUCAACUCAACAGAACACGAACUUGCUAUUAGUGCUAGAAACAAUGAAGACUUAGUUCUACAUGCUGGCGAAUGUCAGCGUAUGGCUAUCCAAGUCGACAAGUUCAACUUUGAGAGUUUUCCAGAAUCCCCUAGCGAAGGGGUACAGUUUGCAAAUGCAAAGAAACUGGAAGAGGAGAGACAGCAGGCAAAAGGUCUGGAGAUUAACAGCAAGUUAGACAUUUGCUGGAAAAUUCCCUCUUUGAAGCGUGAAGGAGAAGCGAGUGUAGAAGGAGUUCUCAAUCAGCUGGUCCUCGAGCAUUUACAGUUGGCUCCUCUCCAGUGGGAUAUAUCGGUGGAUGGAAAGUUCUGUGACUGUGAUGUUGUGGUGGACUGCAAGGUUGGGGACCCCAUCCCCCUGGAGGUGAAACUCACCAACUGGAGCAAACACAGCGUGGGCCCGUUUGCUCUCACUGUGACCCCGUACCAGGAUUACCAAAACGGAGUGCACAACUAUGAGCUCCAUGAUGCCAUCACCUUUGUGGGAUCCAACACCUUCUAUAUCGAUUCCGUGAAACCCACCAAAAAUUCUGUCUGCUUUGGAGCUCUUCUCUUCCUCUACACAGGUGAUUUUUAUCUCAACAUCAAGUUUCAUGAAGACAACACCAGCAGGGAACUUCCUCUCUCUUGGUUCUGCCUGCCCAGCGUUCACAUUCGUGCUAUGGAGCCUGUGAUCCAAACUAAGCUGUAGAUGUGCCGUAUAGUGUAGGAUUAGCCAUAAUGCACAGAAAUGCUUGGCAUGUCCUCUGCUUGAUCCCAGCUGGUUUCUAUCUGACCCCAGCCUUUAGCGGCACAGUGAAAUGCUUUUAGAAUUGGCUGAUCUUCACGUCCGUGGCUGGAUUUGCUUGUUCUGAAAAGAGCGACUGAAUCGAAUGCCCCAUGUUUCUCCCCUAUGUCCAGUAAGCACUUGAAAAUCACUGGGGAACAGAUUCUUCUCUGAUGGAUUCUUCUCUGAUAUCAGUAGAGUUGAAUUUAGCCAGUGUAAAGGUCUCUGGCCUGAAUGAUGCCUACUGAUGCAUUUUCAGCACCCAAACAAGAGUUGCAUGUGAAUGUUCAAUUCCCCCAUCCCAUAUAAAAUGCCUGGUGUGCCCCAUUGGGUUGUAUUCCCUCAGAUGCUGGUUCUCCCUCUGCUUGUUCCUCACUCCCUUCAUCUGCUCAGUAUUUUAGUCUCUUUUAAACACAAUAAAUAUGAGCUCAACAGC